AUGCUGGAGAGACAGGGAGCUCGCUAUACUAGUGACCACGAAUAUUUCUUUUACCAGAAAUUGGCAAAGUGCAAUACCCUAGUCAACUGGAAAGGACAAGGUCAGAGGUCAAGACCUUCCAGCCGGAACCAGACAGAAAGACCCAACAGUCGACAAGGCCAAGGCGAGCAGUUGCCUGCUGGUAACUAUGGCAACUACCAGGACCCGCCACUGUCUGGUGCAAGGCACGUGAGUGACUCAAACGUGGCAAAAUUCAGCAACGUCUAUCGACCAGCAUCCAGGGGAACCAGUUCUUCCUCCAUGGAGACGAACGUUCAUAAUCCAUCGUAUCAACACAACUAUGUGAAAAACUCUGUUGUCAACCCUGUGCAGCCCUUUGACAGACUGCCAAAUCAUCCGUUAAACAAUCAGCGGGUACCCCUGUUCAAGACCACGAGAGGAUCUCAAACUAUAGAAACAUUGCAGGUGGGCAGGGUCAGAAUAACUCGAACUACCAAGUUGUGAACAGAAAUACACCAACAAAUUUCACUCCACUUGAAAGAAGGAGCAUUGCAAACAAUUAUCCAUAUAGACAGGACCUUGAUCCCCCUCCGAGUUCUGGUAGCUAUGGUAACAGUGUCUAUGGUUACAGAGAUCCUGUGUUUACAAGCAUGGCAGGAAAGCGGCCUGUGCAGACCUUGCAACAGCAGCAACAACAGCCAAACUCUGCAAAAGUGUGACUAGCUUUCAUCUCUUGAUUGUUCUUGAUUUCAUUACACCAGCCAUUUUUGUCUGAUAGUUUUCUGAACACAAAUAAAUUUUCGAACGUUUUUGAAAUUCUUGUUAAAGAAUCUAAAUGGAACAUUUAUCUUGUGGAUGAGUCUUUAUUCCAUGUAUUCAUAUAAGAAAAAUAAAAAAUACUUUUUUAAACAGGAUGUCAAAAAGGGCAGUAAAUUUCUGCAAUUACUGAUCUUAAAAAGUGAUAUUUUUGAUGACAUACUGCUAAAUUACUUGCAAUUCUCUUGUAG
Molecule: messenger RNA, 1007 nt
Organism: Dreissena polymorpha
Lineage: Eukaryota; Metazoa; Mollusca; Bivalvia; Myida; Dreissenidae
Exons: 3
Coding region: 1-504 (167 amino acids)
Source: RefSeq, a predicted model, not a curated record